Messenger RNA from Trichoderma citrinoviride, 6456 nucleotides. RefSeq names its product non-ribosomal peptide synthetase. Gene Ontology annotation, cellular component: cytoplasm. The transcript has 4 exons. The record is from RefSeq and is a predicted model, not a curated record. Gene Ontology annotation, molecular function: phosphopantetheine binding; catalytic activity. NCBI's taxonomy places the organism in Eukaryota, Fungi, Ascomycota, Sordariomycetes, Hypocreales, Hypocreaceae. Gene Ontology annotation, biological process: amino acid activation for nonribosomal peptide biosynthetic process; secondary metabolite biosynthetic process. Bases 1 to 6456 code for a protein of 2151 amino acids.
AUGACUGUUGCUAUUGGGACGGCCGGAAAAGGACCCAGAACAGUAUGCGAUCUCAUUGAAGACUGGGCACAGAAGCAACCUGAUCAUAUAGCCCUUUCAUUCGGUGAUCGGAGUAUUACAUACGCUGAGCUAGAAAAUGCCACCACUUACAUCGCAUGGAUGUUAUGCGAGAGGCAGGUCAAACCUGGAGACAAAAUUCCUGUUCUGGCACAGAGAAGCCUUGAGAUGGUUAUCUGCUUUCUGGGUGUUCUCAAAGCAGGUGCUUUAUAUGUUCCAAUUGACGUGGAAUCUUGGAGCAAGGACCGCAUCAAUUCGACGAUGGAACGAGUAUCCGCUCGUAUUAUUCUGAAUACUAGCACGGAGAAAUUCCCCGGAUAUGAGGAGAUCCCGUUGCAAGACAUCAAGCGUGCUUUUGAGCCGACGAUGGAACGACAAUGGCAAAACGAGCUCGAUAAGCCUUGGAAACAGAUCAAACCCAGCGAUCUUAUGUUUAUAAUCUUUACUUCAGGCACGACAUCCACGCCCAAGGGGGUGAUGAUCCCACACAGCUCGGUGUUCAAUUAUGUACAACAAGGGGGAAAGAAGACCCCCUUCAACCUGGACGCAUCCCCUGCUGACAUUGUCAUACUCAUCUUCUCUCCCGCCUUCGACGCCUGCACGGCCGUCAUAUUGUCUACAUUGUGUAAUGGCGCUGAAUUAAAGAUCGCUACUCCCGCGGAUUACUUGCACACGGCGACUCUCUGCACUAUCAUGGCGUGCACACCCUCUGUGCUGGCUACCAUUCAAGAUCCAUCCAGCUAUUCCAAUCUGCGAGCUAUCAUGAUUGGAGGCGAAGCAGCGCCUGCUUCACUCGUAUGUAAGUGGGGAGAACAUUUACCGAACACUCCCAUGUACAACUUCUACGGUCCCACAGAGACGACGUUUGCCUCACUUGUGGCACGACUUUAUCCAAAUAAGCCAAUCACUUUGGGAUAUCCCAUGUCAAACAGCUGCAUAAGGCUGCUGGAUGGAGAUGUAGAGUCUCGAUACGGAGAAAUCUGCAUCUCCGGGCCGGGUCUGGCAACGGGCUACUUCGAGAAUGAAGCCCUCACUGCGGAGAAGUUUGUUUACUGGGAAGGCGAAAGAAUGUACCGGACUGGAGAUUUUGCGCGAAUGACGGAAUAUGGGCUGGAGUUUGCCGGGCGCAAAGACAGCGUUGUCAAGAACCGCGGUUUCCUGGUGAACCUCGACGGCCAAGUCAUUCCCAUGUUAAACAGCAGUCCAAAUGUCAUCUCAGCCACGGCGUUCAUGCAUCGAGGCCGCCUUGUGGCUUUCGUGACACCCGAGACGGUCAAUGGCGUUGCUCUCCGCAAGAGCUUGAUUGACAAAUACGACUCCUUCAUAAUACCGGACGUCAUUCGCUCCGUGGAAGCUCUACCGCUGAAUGCGAAUGACAAGAUUGAUAACCGCGCUUUACAAGCCCUGUUGGAUAUCGAGGACUCGCAGGUUCUCAGCGGCGGCUUGGUGCCAGAGCUGUCCGACCAUGGUACAAAGAUGGACAUACUGAAAGCUGCAAUCUCUUUCGCGACUUCUCUGCCUCUAUCGGACCUUCCAGACAGCAGCUCCUUUACUGAACUGGGUGGAAACUCUUUGGCCGGAAUCAAAGUGGUAUCAUUCUUGCGCACAAUGGGCUUACACCUUCGGCUUGGACCACUUUUUGACCUUCCGAGCCUCUCUGCUAUUCAUGAUGCCGUGGAAAGUCUUGAGGAUACAGAAGAAGAGGAAGCGAGCCUUGAGCAGGGGUCGGCCCCGAGCAUAGGACCAAUGACGUCUCUGCAGAAGAAGAUGGUCCGGACGGGAUUGAGAAGUUCUGCCACAAGCUAUAUGCUGGUGCGAUUAUCGCUGCCUCAUAAGAACAAGGCAUUCAAGGGGGACGUACUUCAGUCAGCAUGGCGGCGCGUGAUCGAGCGGCAUUCAAUCUUUCGCACAGUCUUUAGCCUUGAAGACCAAUUGCAACGAGUACAGCCAACACUCAAUCUCGACUGGAUCAAUGAGGAGACGACCGAAGAUCAAUUAGAGACUCUGGUUCAGGUUCGCUCUGAAGAAAUGCGCAAGAGGAUCAAUUACCUGGAGCACGGAGACACGUUCACACCCAUCUCGGCAUACCGCUUGAUGACGGUUCCUUAUGUGGCGUCCACGUUCUUGGCUCUUGUGCAUCAUAGUCUGGUCGAUGGCUGGUCAUUUAGUAUCAUCCUCGAAGAGCUUUGCUUGGCAUUGGAUGGGAAGCAUCUUCCGGAACCUCCACAAUUUAUGAACAUUGCUCUUGCCCAAGUUCGGCUACAACGAGAUGCACAGGGUAAUGAGUUUUGGGCGAAGCUCUUGAAAGACGGCCUAUCGCAACCACUACUAAGGCUUCCUGAGCCAUCACGAGAUACCGUAGCGCCUGACUGGUCAAGCAGCUUGCAACUCAGUCUUGGGUUCGGGCCCAAGGAGCUUGAGACCAAAGGACGCCUUCGAGGUGUGACGCCGGCAACGGCGAUAUAUACAGCUUGGGGCCUGGUCCUGUCGAGCUAUAGCUUCUCUGACCAAGUCGCAUUUGGCGCCGUGUUCUCUGGAAGAAAUAUUGAUGUACUGGGAGCCGAUCGAGUUGUUGGGCCGCUGCUGAACACAUGCCCAUUUCCCCUGGAGUUCAAAGAAGGGCAAUCUGUGACCGACGCGCUUUCGACAGUUCAGAGUCAGCUCCUGCAGAUGCUCGAGUUCCAGUGGUGUGCCGAUAACGCAAUGGCAAGAAUACCAGCUGAAAAAAUAGCCAACGCUUUCCAAACAGUUGUGGUCAUAGAGUACGGUCUGCCGCCUCUGUCACAGCUUUGCGAGACGCUUCCGGAGCCAUGGACAACUGAACGGCAAGACAUGAUGGAAUUUGGCAUCACUCUGUUGCUUGAGGAGGACAGCGACGCUAAUCUUCGAGCUCGCAUUCUCUACGAUAGUUCGCAGUAUACAGAAUGGAGCAUCGCCGGUCUACUGAAGCACUUUUACUAUGCGCUCAGAGGGCUACUCGAUCCGGAUAAUGCUCUGUUGCAGCAUGUUCGAGACGGGAUAGUCAUCGGAGAAGAGAGAACAAAUCUCUUGAAACAGCCGCAAGAGAUAGAGAAGAAGUAUCCCGGAUACGAUACGGUCAAAGACGCAUUCGAGGCUGCUGCAGCCAAGUGGCCGGAGUUGGUAGCUUUGGAGUCCACCAAGGGAUCGAUGACCUACCGACAACUGGACGACGCUGCCAAUCAGUUGGCUUGUCACUUAAGGUCCGUCACAAGCCCCGAGGACGUCGUUGGUAUUCUCACUGACGGCUCACUCCACUGGAUUGUGGCUAUCCUAUCGGUUCUUAAAGCAGGCUGCAUUUGCUGUCCCAUUGAUGUUAGCCUUCCAACAGCUCGCAUCGAAGUCAUCAUAGAGCAAAGCGGUGCAGCCUUUUUUGUCGCCGCAAGUCGAGGUUGCGUACGGUUACCUAAGCACGUCCCAAACAACCGAAUAAUUGUUUCUGAAGAGUUUCAUGCCUCUCGCGAGACGCCAGCACUCACACUUGAGACCAUUUCAAAGCCCUCGGACGUCAUCUAUCUUGUCUUUACUUCAGGUAGUACUGGUAUUCCCAAAGGUGUCGCUUUGCACAAUCACAGCUUGAUUGGCGUCAUCAAUCACGAGCCUAACCGCCUCUUCUCUGGGCCUGGACGCCGGCUUGGUCAGGUCUAUGCUCUUGGCUUUGAUGUUGUCUUAGUCGAGAUAUUUGGAACCCUUCUCUACGGCGGCACGUUGGUGUUGAAAGACCCCAGUGAUCCCUUGAGUCACCUCAAGCGGGUAGAUGCAAUCUAUUCCACUCCGUCGCUUCUUGUAGCACUAUCGCCAAAUGAGUACUCGAAUCUCGACACAAUUGGGCUUGCUGGGGAAGCUGUUUCCCAGAGCCUCGCUAAUGCCUGGUCGCACACGCGUUUAUUCAACUUUUACGGCCCGAGCGAGUGUGGGCCUAUUUCCACAGGAACAGACCUUCUACCUGGUCAUCAAGUUACUAUCGGCAAGCCCGUUCCGAAUUUGGAGCUUUAUCUGUUAGAUCACCACCAAUGUCCAGUUCCCAUAGGCGUCACGGGAGAGAUAUACAUCUCUGGAGAGCAAGUUACUCACGGCUACUGGAACUCGCCAUCCGAGACAAGAAGAGCUUUUCUUCCGAACCCAUUCUUCCCUGGUAAGACCAUGUAUAAAACAGGCGACCUAGGCUACUGGACCCAGGAAAUGAAGGUGGUGUUUGUCGGAAGGAUUGACAGUCAGGUUAAGAUUCGAGGAUUCCGCAUCGAGAUGGAAGAGGUUGAACGCGCCAUUACAGCCGCGCACAGGGGCGUACAGAAUGCCGCUGCCAUCGUCGACCAGAAUCGCAUUGUCGCUUUUGUGACGCCAAAUACCGUGGACACCGACACCCUCCGACAGGAGGUUAGGGGGCUACUCCCGGUCUAUGCUUGUCCAGCGCGAAUUGUGGCCUUGGACACGUUGCCGCAAUCUUCAAACUUCAAGAUUGACCGUACAGCGCUGCAGACCUUGGCUGCUGGGGCUCAAGAUCAAGGGGAUGAUCCGUCAACGCCGACGGAAAAGAUGGUUGCGGAAAUCUGGAUCCAAGUUCUCGGCCUCCAUACCAAUAAUAAGAAGCGGCGAAUCACUCGCGAUGCCGAUUUCUUGGCCAUAGGUGGAAACUCCCUAUUAGCCAUAAAGGCAGCUCGAUUAAUAUCCGAAUCCACGAGCCAUCGCACUCCUGUGCCUCUUCUCAUGAGAGAGGUAGUACUGUCGAACCUUGCGCAGGCAAUUGAUCAGUAUAUGACUCAUGAGGAGCCAGAAGAGAGUAUACAAUCCUUCGAGUCGAUUCUGUCCAAUCUACCUGUUCCGGCAAGCCUGACUGCCGCUCAAACACCAUCGCCGUUGGAAGAGGAGCUAUUUCUUUGGCAAACCAUUUCCAACACUAAGUCGCUUUUCAACACCGCGUUCCAGUUUGUAAUUGAGGGGCAUGUCAAUAUCGGUAUGUUAACAGACGCGUUAGUCUCUGUUAUACGGGAAGAGCCCAUUCUCCGAGCCCGCUACGUUCUUGAGGAAGGGCUUCUGCACCGUUAUAUUAGUGACCAGGUCACUACCCCACUGGUCUUCGUUGGGAAAUCUCUGGACACCGCGAAGCUACAGUCUCUGAUCGAGGAGCCUUUUGACCUCGCCCGCGACCAACUUAUUCGGGCAGUAAUCUGGAAGCAAGAUGAUGGUCAUUUGACAGCAAAGACGUUGCUCUCGUUGAUCACGCACCACAUCAUCACGGAUAAGGCAUCGCUUGCUAUUCUACUUGAAUCUAUCGGCAAGAGGUACACGGCAGCGGUCGAUUCUGUCACCACUAAUGGACAGAAUGCAGCAGAAAGCACUCCAAAGGGCACCUACAUCGAAUGGACGCAGUGGCUGGCGAAAAUCAGCGCGCUGCCCGCCACGCCAGCAACUCUUGCAAAGCAAAAGUUCUGGCACGGCCGCGUCAGAGAAAUGGAAGCAGUCCCGCUAUUGGAUAAGAAUGGACGCGAGAAUCUUGGUCGAGACGUACCUUGUUACGAGUCCCUUCUUGUCGCAACCGGGGAUGGCUGCAGCUUUUCACAGCGCAUGGCUCUCGCCGCGGCCGCAAUCACGCUUUUUGCAGUAUUUGGCGAGGAUGAAUUCAUAUUCGGUAUACCGUAUAUGAAUCGAGACGAACCUGGAACGGCGAACCUUAUGGGACUCCUCCUCGACCGGCUUCCAGUACACAUAAAACUACACAAAAGCAACCUAUCGGACUCUGCUCGAUUCAUCGAUGACAUUGUGUCAGAGGUCAACCAUUGUGUGCAGAACCAGAUGCCCUACAUGCAGAUAUUACGAAUGGCCAAGGAACGAAGGCCUCUUUUUGACGUCGUAGUUAUUUACCAUUGGAAGUCAGACGCCCUGGAGCAUUCUCUCCGGUUGCCUGGAACUCAAGUUUCGAGUCAGCGUAUUCGAGCCCGAGGAGCCAAGUUCACUUUGCAGCUUGAGUUUACUGAGCAAGAUGAAGGAUUGCAUUGUGGGAUCGAGUACAAUGCGCGGGCUCUCUCCGCGCCGCAGAUGGCAGCCAUUAUAUCUUUCAUCCCAAGCGUCAUCAAGGGCCUCAUGGCUGGCUCUGCACCGGCAAAGAUUCUCUCAUAUUUCAGCCAAUCAGAGCAUUGUAACCCUUUGGAGGCUAUGCCGGCUUACAGGAAAAGGACGCGCAAAGUCCGCGAAGCCUUUUCCGAAGCACUCGGGGUGCAUCCAGCAGGGAUCGCCCUGGACACCACGCUGUAUGACCUGGGGGGGACAUCUGCAACAGCUCUUCGACUUCAGUAUUCACUAAAGAAGAGGGGAAUGCUUGGAAACUUGGGUGAUAUCCUUCUAGCGCCUUCGGUAGGAAGUAUCGCUUGGAUGUUCUCAUAA